AUUCCGAUCCCCCAACCUAUCCACCCUGUUAUCUUUGACUCUAUUGAUGCUAGCACCAUAAGAUCGGCCGCAUUGAGGACCACCGGCUCAGCGGGACCAUCGGGCAUAGACGCACACGGUUGGAGAAGAAUAUGUACAUCAUAUAAAGGUACCUCUGCUGACCUCGCUCUGGCAGCAAGGAGGAUCUGCACAUCUUAUAUUGAUCCCAAAUCUAUCUCACCCCUACUUGCCUGCAGGCUUAUCGCCCUGGACAAAACCCCAGGUGUACGUCCUAUAGGUGUUGGAGACACUGCCAGACAGAUUAUUGCUAAAGCAGUCCUCUCCAUUACUAGGCAGGACAUACAAGACACCGCUGGAUGUCUUCAACUGUGUGGGGGACAGAUCGCUGGAAUUGAAGCUGCAGUGCAUGCGGUAAGAACUUCCUUUGAAUCAGAUGACAACGAAGGUGUGCUCCUGGUCGAUGCCAGCAAUGCCUUUAACUCGCUUAACAGACAAGUUGCUCUUCAUAAUAUUCAAAGACUGUGUCCACCCCUCGCCACCAUACUAAUUAACAAUUACAGAGCCCCCACCGAACUGUUCGUGGAUGGAGACACAUUACUAUCUCAAGAGGGAACCACUCAGGGAGAUCCACUUGCGAUGCCCAUGUACGCCCUUGCGACCAUACCACUCAUCAGGAAACUGGAAGGAAACUACAAACAGAUAUGGUAUGCAGACGAUGCCGCAGCCGUGGGAAAAAUUACAGAACUACGUGAAUGGUGGGACAAAUUAACUACAGCAGGCCCGGGUUAUGGCUACUUUCCAAAAGCAUCGAAGAGACAUGGUUGAUU
Molecule: messenger RNA, 827 nt
Organism: Halichondria panicea
Lineage: Eukaryota; Metazoa; Porifera; Demospongiae; Suberitida; Halichondriidae
Exons: 1
Source: RefSeq, a predicted model, not a curated record